AUGAGCCGCCGCCGCCGCCUCGGGACGGCACCGGAGCCCUCGGGGCCAAACGGCGCCGGCCGGAGCUGCCGGGAGAGGAACCGAGAGCCGACGGGUUGUUCUGGGGGUCCCGGGGGGGUUCCCGUGGGGGGUCCCGGUGGUCCCAUGGUUGUUCCCGUGGUCCCGGGCUCCCCGGCCGAGGUCGAGGCCGCUCUCGGGGCCGUGGCCGAGCUCUUCCCCCGGCGCCUGUUCGGGGACGCGCUGCCCCCGCUCGUCCUGCGCCAUCAGCUCUACGCCCUCGUCAGGGACCGGACAGCCGUGGAUCGAACCGGCUCCGUGACCAGGGCCGGGUUCGGUUCCUGCACCUGGGGCUGGGCCCCGACGCGCUGGGCGUGGUCAGCCUGGAGCUGUACCGGGAGAAGGCCCUGGCAGCGGUGGCCGGGACCCCCCGGGAGGGGCUGGUCCGGCGCUUUCUGGACGUGGCCGUGGCCGGGACCCCCCGAGCUGAGCCUGGAGCAGCCGAGGAUGAGAGAGCUCGGCUUUGGGGACAGGGAUGUGACGGCUCUGGUGGCCGCGGGGCUCCUGACCGUGCGCGACGCCGGGAGUUGGUGGCUGGCGGUGCCGGGAGCCGGGCGCUUCCUGAGGGCUCUGCUGCGCGGCCGCCGGGCUCUGCUGUCCCUGGUCCGGCGCUCGCGGCACCGCGAGGUUCCCCUGAGGGAGCUGCAGGGGGGGAAAACCCCCCCGGGGGCCGGGCUGGGGGUCCCGUUCCUGCUGCACGACCUGCUGGGAGACCAGAAACUGCUCAGUGUCCCCACGGCCGCCGGGCCCCUGCUGCGUUUGGCCGAUUCCUGAUCCGGAACCUUCCAGAGGAUUCUUUAAAUCCCGCCCCGAAUUCCCGAGGGGGCGUGGCCUCGGUGCCUUUAAUUCAUUUAAAUAUUAAUUUAAAUAUUAAUUACCUGCCUCGGCCCCGCCCCCUGCGGUCCUG
This is a messenger RNA of Poecile atricapillus (Black-capped chickadee), 964 nucleotides long. It is a transcript of the gene WHR1, whose product is annotated as serine/threonine kinase 19. Gene Ontology annotation, molecular function: protein serine/threonine kinase activity. Lineage: Eukaryota; Metazoa; Chordata; Aves; Passeriformes; Paridae. The record is from RefSeq and is a predicted model, not a curated record. The coding region runs from base 1 to 831 and encodes 276 amino acids. The transcript is spliced from 8 exons. Gene Ontology annotation, biological process: positive regulation of Ras protein signal transduction; protein phosphorylation.